AUGGGAAAGAAAUUAGUGUUGCCUGUGAUAUCUUUUAUCAAUCAGAAGUAUACUAGUAUUCAAGGAUGUUUUUUUUUUCGUAUUUCAAAAUGGAACUUUCUUGACAUCGUCGUUUUUCUUCUGAAAGAUAACACAGAUACUAAAUGCUAUUCAAUUGAAGAUGUUACGACUGAAGAUAAUGGCAAUACAAACACAAUGAACAUUGAAGCCGUUAGUACUAUUUUCGAAAAUUCGUCUAUUCACAAUCUUCAUCAACAGCCAAUAUACGGUUGA
Molecule: messenger RNA, 273 nt
Organism: Adineta ricciae
Lineage: Eukaryota; Metazoa; Rotifera; Eurotatoria; Adinetida; Adinetidae
Source: the annotation of a GenBank genome assembly